Sorghum bicolor (sorghum) is the source of this 1346-nucleotide messenger RNA. Its product is annotated as 1,4-dihydroxy-2-naphthoyl-CoA thioesterase 1. Lineage: Eukaryota; Viridiplantae; Streptophyta; Magnoliopsida; Poales; Poaceae. The record is from RefSeq and is a predicted model, not a curated record. Gene Ontology annotation, cellular component: peroxisome. The transcript is spliced from 4 exons. The coding region runs from base 376 to 876 and encodes 166 amino acids. Gene Ontology annotation, biological process: phylloquinone biosynthetic process. Gene Ontology annotation, molecular function: 1,4-dihydroxy-2-naphthoyl-CoA thioesterase activity.
GAUUUUUCAAAAAAAAUCAGCUGAAAUAAAUAAAAGGAAAAAGACAAAACCGCUUUCACAACCAGGUCAGAGAUGUAAUGUGCAUGGUUUUAAAAGUUAAGGGAUAUAUUUUGUCCGAUUUUAGAGUUUAGGGAUAAAAAUUAGACUUUUGUGAAUGUUGAUGACCUAAAUGGACUUUUUCCUUAUAUAAAUGGAGAUACUAGAGCCCACCAGGCCCAUCGUAGACCGGUGGGCUGGUUGGCUGGCUGGGUCGUCUUUAAUUACACCCGCGUACGUCUGCCGGUCUGUGCCACGCACGCAGCAACAUUUUUCAUUCCUCAUCGACCAUCCAGCCUCCGCGCAGGAACAAGGACAGAGGCAAAGCUAGAGUCAGCGAUGGGCGGCGGCGCGACCGCGAGCGACCCUCCUGCUAAUCCGCCGCCGGCCUUUCGCGUGGACCGGGCGCUGCAUGCGCUGGGCUUCGAGUUCACCCGCGUCACCGCCGACGAGGUGGUCGGCCGCCUCCCCGUCACCGAGACCUGCUGCCAGCCCUUCGACUGGCUCAACGGCGGCGUGUCGGCGCUGAUGGCGGAGACGACGGCCAGCAUCGGCUGCUACGUGGCGUCGGGGUACCGGAGGCUCGCCGGGGUGCAGCUCUCCAUCAACCACGUCGGCCCCGCGCGCCUCGGCGACGUCGUCCAGGCGCGGGCCACGCCGAUCCAGCUCGGCCGCAAAAUCCAGGUUUGGGAGGUCCAGAUAUGGCAGAUUGAUCCUUCCACAUCAGAGCGCAAAGAUCUGGUGUCAACAGCAAGGGUUACCCUGUUAGCCAAUCUAUCAACACCAGAUAAGAUGAAGAGCUUUGAAGAGGGCCUCAAAAAAUUCUCAUCAAAGUUGUAGAGCUAUUGAAGGCAUCUCACUUACAUUAUUAUUACAUAAAGGACUGCAGUGGCAAGCAUCGUCUAUUAUUUCAUCAAGAACUCUAGGAGGAAGGAGAGCUGAGUGGCUGACCUGUCAUUGGCAGAUUACCAAGAACUUGAGCUUGCUUUAGAAUUAGGAUUCUUCCCAAAUCUACUUAUUGCCAGCCUCUUCCUGUGUUGGAGCAAAACGCGAAAGAUUUUAAACACCGUUUUGCAGUCGUUAAAACUCUGGUUCCAGCAUUUGCAAUGUAUUACCUAAGGUUCUUUAACUGGCUAGUUAAAUCAUUGAUCUCCAUGAAGGAGAGAUUCAAUGAAGAUAGAGUUCCAGGCACCUCUUCUGCAAAUAAUUUUGCCAAUUUAUUUGCUGCAGUUUCCAUCUUCUGCAGCGCCUGUUGAGAACAAGGAGAUUUCUUCACAAAAUAUACUGUCUAGUUUAUGGAUUGGUCAUCA